GCACCAUUUUAUCCAUCUUGGAUAAAGUCCUCCUUUUCCAUUCCUCUACUUCGCGACAGAAAAGCAAUGGCGGCAAUUGAAGCUGCACUGCCUAUCUUCUCAGUCUGCUCUUCUUCGUUUAAACUCCAUUUUUCCUCUAACAAAAUUCUCUCCAGAAAUCUCCGUAAUUUUACUCCUAUCCCCAUUCUUUUUCCCAAAUUUCCUCUUUCUCCUCUCCCACUCGUCGUCAACAAACCCUCAAGAAACCACCUCUGCUUUGAACUAUGUUCUGCGCUGCAGGAGGUCGUGGUAGAAGAGGACACAGAGCAAGCCCAGGGAUCCAACCCGAAGAGCAAGCUUUACCUGGUCAAUCUUCCCUGGUCUCUCUCUGCUACAGACAUCAAGAACCUCUUGGGCCAGUGCGGAACUGUAAAGGACAUUGAGAUAAUAAAGCAGAAAAAUGGGAAGAGCAGAGGCUUUGCCUUCGUGACAAUGGCGUCUGCUGAAGAAGCACAGGCUGUGAUUGAUAAAUUUAACUCUUAUGAAAUAUCAGGUCGGAUAAUAAGGAUAGAGUUGUCAAAGAGAUUCAAGAAGCCUUCUCCUCCACGUCCUGAAGCUCCCGCUGCUGGAGAUACACGCCAUAAAAUUUAUGUGUCAAAUCUUGCAUGGAAAGCAAGAUCUAAUCAUCUUAGAGAUUUGUUCUCUGAAAACUUCAAACCAGUUUCAGCCAGGGUUGUCUUUGAUGCCCCUUUAGGGAGAUCUUCCGGUUAUGGCUUUGUCUCUUUUGCCACACAGGAGGAAGCAGAGGCUGCAAUUUCCGCUUUAGAUGGGAAGGAACUGAUGGGCAGACCACUUCGUCUGAAAUUCAGUGUAAAGAAUGUUAAUGAAGCUGUAAUUGAAAAGGAAGAAGACUUAUCUGAGGGUAAGAAUGUUAAUGAAGCUGUAAUUGAAAAGGAAGAAGAGUUCUCUGAGGGUCAACAGGAAGAGCUGUAGAUCCAUAGACAUCAUUUUGUCAUCUUGAUGCAUGGGUUGCUUGUUUAGAGUAACCUGGCUGAGCUCCAAUAUUUGGCUGUACUGCCCGUGAAAGUGAUGGAAGGUCUUAUCUUUGGUCUGUAUAUUUUCCACCUUCAUGAUUCUUUUCUAUUAUAAUUUUGAGUACCGUAUAGUAGCAGUUACCUUUUUCAUCA
Carya illinoinensis is the source of this 1166-nucleotide messenger RNA. RefSeq names its product 29 kDa ribonucleoprotein A, chloroplastic. The transcript has 4 exons. The record is from RefSeq and is a predicted model, not a curated record. Lineage: Eukaryota; Viridiplantae; Streptophyta; Magnoliopsida; Fagales; Juglandaceae. Gene Ontology annotation, molecular function: mRNA binding. Bases 67 to 972 code for a protein of 301 amino acids. Gene Ontology annotation, cellular component: cytosol.